This is a messenger RNA of Musa acuminata AAA Group (dessert banana), 3754 nucleotides long. RefSeq lists its product as uncharacterized. Bases 2732 to 3358 code for a protein of 208 amino acids. The transcript is spliced from 11 exons. The record is from RefSeq and is a predicted model, not a curated record. Lineage: Eukaryota; Viridiplantae; Streptophyta; Magnoliopsida; Zingiberales; Musaceae.
GCCCAAAUGAUGAGUGUCCUCGCCAUUCUUGUUCGGUGUUUCUCAUGUGUCGCGCGACCCCCUCUUCUCCGAGAAAGCUCUCGUCGAUGGCAGGCUCCCACGGACCCGACAAGGCCGCUCCUCCUUCCCGCCACGGCGGAUGCAUCGAGGCCAGGGCCGUGGCUCCGGUGGAAGCUUUGGGAACCCUGGUUCUUUGUUUUUUCUUCUCUUUUCCUUUUCUUUUGAUCGUUCUCGUGUUAUAUUUUUUCUCUUCUUCUUGAUCUAGGGUUAGGGUUUAUGUAGAUCUAUGGGGUCAGGAUACGAUGGCACCGAUGGAUCCGACGAGGUCUCUGCGCCUCCUCGCGGCGGCGAAUAAAGUCGAGGCCCUGGCGGUAGUUACGGUGGAAACUAGGAAUCGAGGCUCUUAGUUCUUCUGCUUCCCUUUUCUUCUGAACGCCCUGGUUCCUUUUUUUUUUUUUUUUUUUUCAUUUUCUUGAUCUGGGGUUAUGGUUUGUGUAGAUCUAGGGGUCAGAUUCGUACGAUUUCGACGGACCUGACGAGGCCGCUCCGCCUCCCCGCGGUGGCGAAUACAGCCGAGGACGGGCUGAUGGUUACGGUUGAAACUAGGAAUCGAGGCUCUUAGUUCUUCUGCUUCGUUUUUCUUUUGAGCGUUCUCGUUCUUCGUUUCUCCUUUCUUGAUCUAGGGUUAGGCUUUGUAUGGAUCCAAAGGUCAGGUUCCUACGGCUCCGAUGGACCUGAUAAGGACGUUUCGCCUCCGCGCGACGGCGAAUACAGCCGACGACGGGCCGCUGGUUACCAUGGAAACUCCAUGAAUCCUGGUUCUUGGUUCUUUUCUUUUCAACGUUCUUGUCGUUCUUUUUUUCCUUUUCUUGUCAAGCAUUUAUGUUUGUGUAUAUCUAGGGUUUGGUUCUUGGGGCGGUUUUGAUAUAGGUGGUGGCGAUGGAUAUGAGGGCGGUGAGAUCUCAGUGGGGAAACAGGGGAGGUGGUGACCGCAGUGGAGGAGAUGGUUGGGAAGGCGAUUAGCACUGCCCCACCCGAGGACGGGCUGGUGGUUACCAUGGAAACUCCAUGAAUCCUGGUUCUUGGUUCUUUUCUUUUUUUUCUUUUCAAUGUUCUUGUCGUUCUAUUUUUCCUUUUCUUGUCAAGCAUUUAUGUUUGUGUAUAUCUAGGGUUUGGUUCUUGGCACAGUCUUGAUAUAGGUGGUGGCGAUGGAUACGGUGGCGGUGAGAUCUCAGUGGGGAAACAGGGGAGGUGGUUACCGCGGUGGAGGAGAUGGUUGGGAAGGCGAUUAGCACUGCCCCACCCGAGGACGGGGGCCGGUGGUUACCAUGGAAACUCCAUGAAUCCUGGCAUCAAUGAUCAAACCCCACCACCGACUUGGUGCUCGGAGAUCCCAUCUUUCAUCCUCGUUUGGUGAGUUUUGGUAUUGCUUGAUCCAACGGAUUUCUUCGCGUGCUUGGCAACUUUGGGCGUCUCUGGCGGACCCGAUAGCAUGGCGUUGUGCGUCUUGACGGCGGGAUGGAAAUUGGAUGGUUCGAUCGAUCACAAAGAACAAGGUUGCGUGCCGAGAGCGAGAGCGCAGAGGAGGCGAUUUUGGCGCGAGACAGAGUGAACAAAAUGGGUGUCAAAUGUGAGAUUGAGACUUGUGAUCGGUCGGGUGGUCGACCAAAGCAUGGUCAUUUGCAAGAGGCUGCUCGUGAAAUUGAGUUCUAGGCGUCAGAUUCGUACGAUUUCGACGGACCUGACGAGGCCGCUCCGCCUCCCCGCGGUGGCGAAUACAGCCGAGGACGGGCUGAUGGUUACGGUUGAAACUAGGAAUCGAGGCUCUUAGUUCUUCUGCUUCGUUUUUCUUUUGCGUGUUCUCGUUCUUCGUUUCUCCUUUCUUGAUCUAGGGUUAGGCUUUGUAUGGAUCCAAGGGUCAGGUUCCUACGGCUCCGAUGGACCUGAUAAGGACGUUUCGCCUUCGCGCGGUGGCGAAUACAGCCGACGACGGGCCGGUGGUUACCGUGGAAACUCCAUGAAUCCUGGUUCUUAGUUCUUUUCUUCUUCUUUUUUUUUUUUUUUUUUUUUUUCUUUUCAACGUUCUUGUCGUUCUAUUUUUCCUUUUCUUGUCAAGCAUUUAUGUUUGUGUAUAUCUAGGGUUUGGUUCUUGGCACAGUCUUGAUAUAGGUGGUGGUGAAGGAUAUGGGGGCGGUGAGAUCUCAGUGGGGAAACAGGGGAGGUGGUGACCGCAGUGGAGGAGAUGGUUGGGAAGGCGAUUAGCACUGCCCCACCCGAGGACGGGCUGGUGGUUACCAUGGAAACUCCAUGAAUCCUGGUUCUUGGUUCUUUUCUUUUUUUUCUUUUCAAUGUUCUUGUCGUUCUAUUUUUCCUUUUCUUGUCAAGCAUUUAUGUUUGUGUAUAUCUAGGGUUUGGUUCUUGGCACAGUCUUGAUAUAGGUGGUGGCGAUGGAUACGGUGGCGGUGAGAUCUCAGUGGGGAAACAGGGGAGGUGGUUACCGCGGUGGAGGAGAUGGUUGGGAAGGCGAUUAGCACUGCCCCACCCGAGGACGGGGGCCGGUGGUUACCAUGGAAACUCCAUGAAUCCUGGCAUCAAUGAUCAAACCCCACCACCGACUUGGUGCUCGGAGAUCCCAUCUUUCAUCCUCGUUUGGUGAGUUUUGGUAUUGCUUGAUCCAACGGAUUUCUUCGCGUGCUUGGCAACUUUGGGCGUCUCUGGCGGACCCGAUAGCAUGGCGUUGUGCGUCUUGAAGACGGCGGGAUGGAAAUUGGAUGGUUCGAUCGAUCACAAAGAACAAGGUUGCGUGCCGAGAGCGAGCGCAGAGGAAACAAAAUGGGUGUCAAAUGUGAGAUCGAGACUUGUGAUCGGUCGGGUGGUCGACCAAAGCAUGGUCAUUUGCAAGAGGCUGCUCGUGAAAUUGAGGUACCAAAUCUUUGAGGAUGUUUGCAUCAAGCAACACAUUGGAAUCCUUCUCAUUGCACACCAUGCAGAUGACCAGGGAGGAAGAGAAGGAUGGGUUCCACAUGCCAUGACCCAGGGAACUCCUUGCUUCCCUCAGCCACUGCCGGCGGCGAGGUUUCCGGCUCCACCACCUGUUCCGGGCAUCGUCCCCCAACCCAUGUAUACACCGAUUCCUCCUCCCGUGACCGACCACUCCAGCUCGCAGCUUCAACUUGAUGCUCAUCCUGUUGAUCGGGAAAGUCUUGUAUCUCGUGUCCAGGAAGGGUUCACCUCCUGUCUUGUCUUCCCCAUGGAUUGUUUGUUUCCAGGAUGGUGUGGAACUCUAAUGUUGCAGUGUAGCGGUUUCUUCGGUACAGAAGCAGACCUUCAACUGUUGUGGGACAGAAGCCAUGAUUAAUAAGCUCAAACAAUUCCCUAAAGCUCAAUAGAUCAAACAUGUCUGCCGUUUGAAGAGGGUCUUCUUAUGCCUACAGGACAUGUCUGGAAGCAAGAUUUGGUUCAGGAGACAUAUGCAUAUGCUUCUUCCAUUUCUCUUCUUUACUUGAUCCUGCACCUGCCAUGAGAUCUACUGAGAUCUUGUAGCAGUAUGUCAUAUGGUAAGCUAUACUUAUAUAAACUUGAUUGGAGUGGUUGGAAGUUCAUCAUAGACAAUGGAUAGUGUGUGUGUGUGUAUUCAUUGCUUAUAGAAUAGAGAUGAUGUUGAUGGCUAACAAGAAGGUUAGAUCUAGCGAAAUCUAACAGUCCUUUUCCUUACUAUUAUCAACUUGUCCUAUAUAUUAAAGAACAUUAUUCA